This is a messenger RNA of Meloidogyne enterolobii, 406 nucleotides long. Lineage: Eukaryota; Metazoa; Nematoda; Chromadorea; Rhabditida; Meloidogynidae. The record is from the annotation of a GenBank genome assembly.
UUUGAAAAUAAAUUCAGGCAAAGAAGGCGACGGAUGAACGUCUUGCCCAAGCGAAACAAAUCGCAAGAUUGGAAGAGAUGCUGAUGGAAGAUAGACGAAAUAAUAAGAGAAAUACUGAAAAAUUGGAAAAGGAAAUCGAGGAGUUGAAAAAGGAUGUAAAAGAGAUAAAGAUUGAUGUGGAAAUGUUAAAGAAUUGGAAGGAGACGGUGGAGCAACAAAAGGAAGAGGCCCGCGAGCAGGCAAAGAAGAUAAGGGAUGCGGUGGGGAUGAAGCGGCAACCGGGAAAAAAGGAAAGCCGGGGCCUUGCAGGAAAGGUCCAAACUGGAAUUGAACAGCGUGUAUGGUAAAGACAGCGAGAUUGGGGGCGCCGCUUUGUUCCUUGGCGGCCGAUGGCCUAGGAAAUUUG